ACGUGGUUCCAAGAAGAAAUCCUACGCGAUGUAGCUCGAAGAAAAAUGCGACUACAGCUGGGGUAGCGGCAACGACGUCCAUGACGUCGGCUACGUGUCCCCGGCAACGGCAGCGACUUCUCGCUACCAGGAGACUAGGGAGAAACGAAGGAAUUGCCGAACUAGGAACCAGCAGAAGAACCAGACCCUCAACCACACCCUACAUGAAUACCAGAUCGGUUACCAGAAAGCUCUACACCGUUGGAGCCACCUAUCAGGCCCCGACUCGAAAAGAUGAGACUGAAUGGCGAGAAUGGCCCGUUCACGGCAUGCACGAAAGACCCGUCUUCCAUCCUCAGGUUGGAUUAGCAGCGGGUUAUGCAGGUCGUAUUUUCUGGUCGAGCACCGAUACCGAAGGGUUGGACUGCACGUACCGGGAGGUUCUGGAUGGACCGGAUGAGGUGGAAGUGGUGUCGGUGGACCCACGCCCGAGGCGAACCCCGCCGACGACGUCUCCCACGUCGUCGAGAUUCCUCCAAAAACCACCAUCGACUAAAAAUGCUAUUCAGCCCAUCAUCGAGGGCUCGAAUGCAUCCUUUAGAGCUUGCAUGCACGAAAGCCUGCAUUCGGUGCUGGCCUACUGUGCCCAGGUAAUGUUGCCCAGCUACCGUCGCAUCGUCGGAAAAAAACGGCGCCACGACGCUGAGGCUUGGACUCAACUGGACAACGAACUCAAAGACGGAAAAAACACAGAGCAAAUGACUGCUGAUGGGCAGCCGCUCGGUGCGGACAGUAUAAACCUUACGGAGCUCGAGGAUUCGUCGAUAAGUGACGAGACGCUGAUGGAGAUGUCUUCGAUAUACAAAAAGCUUCUACCGAUGGAGGACCUGCCUUCUAGUCACGAAGACUCACCGCUACCACCGGACGAUAAUUGCGACAAAAUACCGAAUGAUGGGUCAUCUGCAAUCCUCCGGAACACCAGCGAGGCCUCAGAAAUCGCUAAAAUCCUUUCGGAGUAUAACGAAAGCCUGAAGGAGCAGGGAGCUGCCUCUUUUGCCGGUCGAUCCUUGAGUCGAGGAUCGAAGGACGGAGUGAAAACGAGUUGCAGGGAACCGGAAAUGACGCGAAAGACGUCGGUGAUCUCUGCAGAAGACGCAACUGGAUCUUUAUCACGAGAACCGUCGAACACCACGACGAUUACCGUCAGCGAAGGGGUCCAAACUCCCGAUCGAAAAACUAGCGACCAUCAUUGGCUCGAAGAGCUCAUCGUUGACACUAGUCUUCUCUACUGCGUCGCAACUGGGGUUGGACAGCGCGACCUCAGUCAAUAUGUUGACAGUCUCGACGCAAAACACAGCUUGCAGUGGCUUCAACCCCGCGAAGGAUGAAAAAGUUCCUUCCGUCGUUCCUUGAUGUGCCUUUUGUAUAAUUCCGUGAACUGUUUCCACAAAUUCAUUAUAGUACUCAAGUUAGAUAAUCAGAUGAUAUAUAGUCGAGUUGAGCAGGGAUAGUUAUAUUGGAUACUACUGUGUAUGUAAAAAAAAAAAAAAUUAGUUUC
Neodiprion virginianus is the source of this 1537-nucleotide messenger RNA. RefSeq lists its product as uncharacterized. The transcript has 3 exons. NCBI's taxonomy places the organism in Eukaryota, Metazoa, Arthropoda, Insecta, Hymenoptera, Diprionidae. Bases 81 to 1367 code for a protein of 428 amino acids. The record is from RefSeq and is a predicted model, not a curated record.